This is a messenger RNA of Dicentrarchus labrax (European seabass), 7336 nucleotides long. Its product is annotated as LON peptidase N-terminal domain and RING finger protein 3. The coding region runs from base 142 to 2358 and encodes 738 amino acids. Lineage: Eukaryota; Metazoa; Chordata; Actinopteri; Moronidae. Gene Ontology annotation, biological process: protein ubiquitination. The transcript has 12 exons. Gene Ontology annotation, molecular function: ubiquitin-protein transferase activity; protein binding. The record is from RefSeq and is a predicted model, not a curated record.
AAUAUCGGUACUUCCUGGACUUGAAUAUGAGCGUGCAGUGUAGUCGGAGCUCACCAGCGGAGGACGCACACAUGGAGGGCAGCGGACACCAGGUAUGCACCACAUAGGUGAGGUGAUAGCCUUUCAGACAACCUGCGGGAUAUGGGGACAGAGAGUGAGAGUAUGCUGGAGCUUGCAGCGGAGGCUUUCCAGUCUAAAAACUUCGAGCUGGCGGCGGAUAUCUACGAGUGCCAGCUAGCGGGUCUUGGAGAUCCAGGGAGCCGGCAGGAGCUGAUGGUCAAGCGGGCUGACGCGCUCGCCUUCGGGGGCAAAUUCACCGAAGCUUUCGAUGUGUACCGACAAGCCUCGGAGAUAGAGAGACUCAGACCUGUCCACUUGGCCAACCUUGUGGACUACCUGUCCGGGAGCAUCCGGAGGCAGGACGGGGGUGAGAGCCACAACAGGAGCCCGAGGAAAGGAGAGGAGGCAGGGGCGGCGGCGGCGGUGGCGGCGGCGGCUGGAUGCCCGGGAGUCGGUGCCACAGGUUGCGGGUACGAAGACUUCACCUGCCGGAUAUGCCUGAGCUUUCUGUUCGAGCCGGUGACUCUGCCGUGCGGACACUGCUUCUGCAAGAAGUGUCUGGAGAGGGAGAGGAAGGAGAAGGAGCGACCGGUGAUGUGUAAGGAGUGCAAGGACAGCUCCAGGGUGGCCGACGUCCAGAGCUACAGGGUCAAUGUGGUCCUCAGCAACCUGCUGGCCAAGUGGUUCCCGACCUCGCACCAGGCCGGCCAGCUGAGGCGGGAGGGCAACGUACUGUAUGCCGAGAGGAAGAUGGAAGAAGCUCUGGAGAAAUACAACCAAGCCAUACUGAUAGCACCUAUGGACCACAUACUGUUCAGUAAUCGCUCUCAGAUCCACUCCAGUCUGAAACACUAUGAAAAGGCUCUGAGCGACGCCGAGAUGGCCUGCAGACUAAUGCCUCACUGGUCCAAGGGUCAUGUCCGUAAGGCCCAGGCUCUGGUGUCGCUGGGCAGGACGGAGGAAGCUCUGAGAGAGUACCUGGUCUGUCUGUCCGUAGAACCUGACUCUAGAGUGGCCAAGACUGAGGCUCACAAGCUCCUCGGUGAUCUCCUGACUCCAGUUACAGAUCAGGUCCCUGAACACAUCUCAGACCACCCCAACAUACUGUCCUUCAGGGCACACAUCAAAAGGAGCAUUAACACUCCCUCCGAGACUUUGCUGCCACCAGAGUUUAGCCUCGCCUUCACUCUUCCUGCACCUGAGAAGUCAGAGUGCAGCGAGGGCAAAGGUCAGGGAAAUCCUGAGGUCAGGAGGCUCGACCACUGUUCCCUCCUCAAACGGAAACGGAGGAGCACAGAGGGGGAGGCGGAGAAGGGAGGUCAUGAGAGGAGCGACGAUCACAAGAAAUCCAAGUCUGAGCCAGCAGCAGAGGCGACAGGGGUCGGCGACACCUUGGACCCGACAGAUAUGGAGUGUUCUCUUUGUAUGAGACUUUUCUACGAGCCAGUGACGACGCCGUGCGGUCACACUUUCUGUCUUCAGUGUCUGGAGAGAUGUUUGGACCACAACCCAAAGUGUCCGCUCUGUAAAGAGGAGCUUUCUGAGUACCUGGUCCAGAGGCAGUACUGCAAGACGGUAUUAAUGGAGAACCUGAUAUCUAAGUAUCUUCCCUCUGAGCUCAUAGAAAGACAGAAAAUCCACCAGGACGAGAUGGCUGAGCUCUCCAACCUUAACAAGAAUGUGCCUAUAUUUGUGUGCACCAUGGCCUUCCCCACUGUGCCGUGUCCUCUCCAUAUCUUCGAGCCGUGCUACAGACUGAUGAUUCGCCGAUGCAUUGAGACGGGAACCAACUGCUUUGGCAUGUGUCUGGGAGACGACCUCAAAGGGUUUGCAGACUACGGGUGCCUGUUGGAGAUCCAAGAUGUGAAGUUCUUUUCCGACGGCCGGUCGGUUGUGGACACCAUCGGCAGACGGAGGUUUAAAGUGAUUAAGCACAGGGAGAAGGAUGGAUACAACACGGCUGACAUAGAGUACCUGGAGGAUGUUACGGUGGAGGGCGUGGCAGAGCGGGAGCUGCAGUCUUUGCAUGACACAGUGUACGACCAGGCCCUGGUGUGGGUCAACUCCCUGAAGAGUGAGCAGAAGGAUCGCAUUGAAGGACACUUUGGACCCAUGCCUGGGAAAGACCCUGUACUUCAGACCAGUCCCAACGGUCCCUCGUGGUGUUGGUGGUUGCUAGCCGUUCUUCCGCUAGAAGGCCGAGCCCAGCUGCCGUUCCUGGCCCUCACCUCUCUGAAGGAUCGCCUCAGCGGCAUCCGCAAGGUGCUGCUCUUCAUGGCCCACAGCAGGCACCGGUGACAUGCUCUCAACGUGUGUGCACCCACCUGGAAAAUGCAGUAAACUACCUGUCCCGCACACACUACCCUCCUCAAAAGCAGCAGUUGACCUGUUGUUUUUCCUUUUUGAUGCACAAAGAAGUGACGUUGUAGCACCCUAUCCCGUUCUGAAAGCAGCGCUGGACUCCAUUUACACAUCAACAACAGACAAAAAGCAGCAAGAAAGAUACUAUAGAUCUCAAUAAAUAGACAUCUUCCAUGCAUAAAACUCUUCACACCGUACAGAAAACAACAACCGUGCAGACCUGCAGAAGCUAGGUUCAGACAGGAGGGAACUCUGAAUCAUCACCUUCCGUUUAACAUUGGAUGUAUCAGUGUAUCAACGCUAAUGCGCACAUGCUAAGUGUAUGUUUUUGUCUCCCUGUGUACAGCAACAAGCUGCUGUGCUCCUUUUGUCUUCAUUUUUCCAGAUUGCACUUUUUCCUUUCUGCCCCUCCUCCAUUUUUCCACGCUCUUCCUCUUGCAUACACAUUGCGUGUGGACAUGCCAAAAAAAAAAAAAAAAGAAGGAAAAAAAAAAUAACAAAACAAACUGCAGUGUGAUGGGAGGGAUUUCUCAGACUGAGCUGCCUAUCUGAACAUAGCUUUAAAGCAAAUUCCCCCGGUUCAGAAUCAUACAAAUCUACUGCGAGUGGCAUCUUCCAUUAAUUCAACCGAUCAAUGUCCCCAUACUGUGUGUCUUUUAAAUGUGCGUAUAAAUUCUGACCAAUUAACCUUUUUUGUGUAAAUGCACUCACUACAGUUUAGUGAUUCAUUAUAUAGAAUAACUGAUUAGAUAAUGAUUAAUUAUAAUGAUUGAAAUCUCUGUAAAUUUAACGCCCAUUACUAAGUUAGACAUUUACAGAUAAACUUAUGUGUUUACUAGUUUGACACCUUUACUAUAAUCAUAUUUGACAGCUAUUAUUCCCGUCUUCCUUCCUUCCUUCUUUUCAUUUCUGUCCCUGUCUGACCCGGCAUCCUGCAGCUGAAUAACAAUGGACUGACCCUUUACAUUGGUGUGCUUUAAGGCUCUUGUUCUUGUGUUUUUAUCCAUCCUUAUUUUAAUUUUUUUUUGUUAAACUUGUUGGAUUUUUUUCUCCAUUAUUUAUUUUGUCAUUAUUAUUUAUGCAUGCAGUGACAUUGUUUACAUUUCACAGAAAGAGAUGCUGAGGUGCUCAUUUUCCAAAGGCUAUUUUUUUUUUUUUUACCCCAAACAUCAGCAACAACGUUUCUCUCGGGGGGAAAAAGAGCCCCAGAGUUUUAAGAUUGCGCACAAAAACACCAUUUGCACCAUCAAGAGAGGGGUGGGGAGGGGUAACGGCUUGGAGCCAACAUGGCAGCCACUGACAACUGCACAGGGCGAACUCUGGAAACUGGAGUUGAGGGCAGAUUCUCUCCCAGACCACAUAUUUUUAGAUCGCCGGUGACCCAAAUUUAGUGUUGUCAUUGGCCUGUCACAAUCCGAGCUAUGUUGAUUUAAACAUAUUUGGAUUCCCUCACUGUCCGCCUCUCUUUAGCUGAGAUACUUGUAACGCUCACAGCCUGUCAGUGAUACAGACAGCAACAUCUGGAUUUCUGAUAUUUGUCCUGAGUGUAUUUAUUCAGUAUUUAUUCUGACUUAUUUUGCACUUCCACUUUAAGUAAGGGAAAGAAACAGGCCUCAGGAUAUGUACGUCCACUAUUGCUAGAGUGGUCACCGCAGAAUAAAGUUAAAUCUUCUGGCGGUUAAAUUAGUUAAAACAGUGUGUAAGCCUAUUUGCAGGCCAACACUACUGCAGUGAUCUCCAUUUAAAUGACUGAUGUAUGCUAUGAGUAAAGGCCAGUGCCUUCUAUCCACAGAAUAACAUAUUGUGGAGUCAUUUUACAUGUUCAGUAGUACAUUUCUUCCCCCUUUUAUGGAGAUUUUUCCAUUCAUCAAAUGUGAUUUUCACAGAAAGGAAAUAAGUAUAAGUGGGAAUAAAACAUUUUGAGAAGUCCUGCAAACGUAUUUAUGAAAAAAAGUAUGUUGUUUGAACAAUAUAGAGGCCUUGCUGAUGUCUGUGACAUAACUAUUUUUACAUGGCAAAAAGCUCAUCUCUGGAAAUUACAAGAGAUUGUUGAGCUUUGCCUUCAAAACCUUUUUAUUUUAUAUACACGUGUUUGAUUUUACAUGGUUCUUUGUCAAUCUGGUUCUUUGUCUUUUAUAAUUUUCUUCACUUACUGAUGUGUUUGUCUCUCCUUAUUUCAUGUGUAAUAGUACUGGGAGUGUCAUGUCAAAUCAUCCACAUUUAUUAUUUUGUAUUGAAAGGGCCAAAGCCAUGUAAUGUUGUAAAAUGAAGUGUAAUACCAUAAUCUUUUAAUUUUCCCCCAUAAUUAUAUUCUCUUCAUGCAUUAUUUGAGUCUUAACCCACAAUUUGAAGAUGUUAUUUAAUAUUAAUUUGUACUAAUGAACAAGUCAAAUAACUGCUUACUAUCCCUCCACCAUGUUGUAAUAUAACUUUGCCAGUAAUGUUUGCUAAUAUCGUAACUGGUAACCACUAACAAGCCACGAUGAGUUGGCUCAAACGGGACAGGAAAGGGAAAAUCUAUUAGUCAAAUAUAAUUACCCCUCCAGUAUAAAAGCAUAUCACUCUUAAACAUUUAAGAUUCAGAGGCAAAUGUAUUUCCUUAAACAACAUAAAGGGAAAAUCCACCUAAAAUCAAAUCACUUAUAUACUUUUCCUAUAAUUUCUUUUUUUCUACAAUUUGUGAGCGUGAGUAACUCCCCCCUGCUGAAUGAGGUGACAGUAAAGCCUCUGUAGAUACCGUCACACGAGGAGCCAGUGGGUUUUUCAUUUGUGAGAGUUCUCAUCCAAAAAGUCAAAGCAUGACACCAAAAUGGAUUUUGGCUUAACACUGAUAUCUGUGAAUUAUUGUUCAUCUGUGGCGGCAGUUCUAGUGCCUUAAGUUGGACUUCUUCCAUUUUCACUUCGAUGUAUAAACUGCUAUGGCAACUGUUGUAAUGGUGUGUGCGACAACCUUGGGUUCCCCAAUUAACAUCUUAAGAUAAUCAUAGUUUUUGUCCCAUUAUUUGAAACAAAUCCCACUGAAGUAACAUCCAAAGUUUUAUUUUUUUAACUGACAGCAUUUGAUUUCUUGAUCCUUUUGCUUUGUGCUCCAAUAACAGUUGAGCAAGCCCUCGGUCAGCUGCGCUCAGAUAUGCUACGUGCUAGGCUCUGCUUUGUUGAAAAAGACGUGUUUUAUGUUUUUUAAGAUUUAAACGUGGCAUAUCUAAGUACAGGAAAGGAGAAAUUUGACCGAAAGUUGCUCAACUGUUAUUGGAGCACAGAGCAAAUAGGGGCGGGACUUAGGAAGGAUUAAUUAAAAUAUAAGGAUUUAAGUGUUGGAUACUCUGUCCAAAACCUCUUCUGCUUAUCACUUUAACUUUACAAUACAACAUUCAACAACUGUCAACCAACAACAAAAGAUCUAAAAUAUCAAAAACCUCUAGGGACUAUUGUAUCUGCAAGCAACAGUUUGACAUUUUAGGAAAUGAUCAAUACCUGCUCUCACGUCACUUCCCAAAAUGUCAAACUUUAGUGGAACCAGAUUACAUAACAGAUGGUUCAAAUGAAUUCACUAAUCAUUAAUGCACCAACACCUCCGCCAUUGUCGAGGACUUUUUUCCCACUGUGGCAAACUCAGCCUUAUCCCCUGCAACUGCGGUCGACGCAUAUUAAUGAGAAAUUAACUCCAGUUACAACUAUUGUCUGUGCUUUUUGAAAUCUAUGAUGAGAGUCCACAUUCUUGGAUUAUCACAGAGAUGGUUUCAGAAGAGAAGAUGUUAAUUAGGAAACAGCAUGGUGAUAAACUGUGACCCAGGAGGGACAUGAACACAGUGGCAUUUGUCAAGUAUUGAAUUCUUAAACUUCAGGAUGGGUUUGGUAUCAUUUUGACUUUUUGUAGCACUCCAAACUCACGAUAACAUUUUAUCAUGCAGACAAACCGGCUCUGACACCAACCUAAAGGGGUUAACAGAGGAUCCCAGAGUUACCCACAGACCCUCUUCCUCUACACUGUGGGGUUUGUUGCUUGGAAAUGGCUUGUGAUUACAACGCCUCCGGUCUGUUCAACAGCAAAAUAACGAGCUAUGCAAAAACAGUAUGAUGGUUGAUUAUGGCCCAUUUGAUAUCCUGACCUUUCAGAAUUCAAUCAUUGACCUUUUGAGUAGUGUAACUACCUCUGGCACUUCCACCGAGAGAGAGAGAGAGAGAGAGAGAGAGAGAGAGGGGGAAAAAAUAUGCUUCCUAAUUGUGUCGUUUUCCUGUCGUUGUUUAAUCUGUGUUGAAAGUGUAAUUUGAGAGUCUAAACAAAUAAUGUGUAUCCUCUGUGGUCCAAAAUGUCUUUUUUGUAUUUUUUUUUCAAAUUUGUGUUGAAAUUGCAUCAUCUUCAUCAACACUUCACACAGAUGAGAGAUUAUGUCACUUGUCGACUGCGAAGGUUUCUAAUGUAAUGUAAUGUAUUUGAUACCGAUCCAGAAUAUUUGACUUAUUUGAAGGAGCACUUGUCCUCUUGUGUGAGUUGACUAAAACACAUCUGAUUUACAGCAAUGGUCUGGAGGAAUCACAACUGACAAUAUAUCACAUUCUUGCUUUGCUAACUUAAAAAAAAAAAAACCUUCUUUACUUUGCCAAGCGCUCCUCAUGUUUUCAAAUAUUUGCACUGACUUCAGUGACUACAUUGCCUGCUUCUUUCUAAGGUUGUUAAUCUCUUGUAGAGCUCCAUGGCCUCUAAAUGUGUCCGGGUGAAUUUGCACAAGAUGAAUGUAUGUUAUGUCUCGACAUCUCUCUGAUAUUUUCUGUACAUGUCUGUUUUUGAUAGUAAAAAACUUUAGUAUGCAUUACAUUUGCAAAAGUACAGUCUGAGUCUACAGCUUGUGAAUAAACCAAAAGCUUUUGUGUUCUCGAUCCUGCAUGGGAUUCACGAACACGCUGGACUGGACAA